This is a messenger RNA of Rhagoletis zephyria (snowberry fruit fly), 1020 nucleotides long. RefSeq lists its product as uncharacterized. The record is from RefSeq and is a predicted model, not a curated record. NCBI's taxonomy places the organism in Eukaryota, Metazoa, Arthropoda, Insecta, Diptera, Tephritidae.
AUGCCCAGUUUGGAGAAGUUUGCGAAGCGGCGGAAGAAGGAGGCCAAGGAGGCUCAGCACAAGCAUCAGCCGCCCGUUUCGGUGCUCAUUCUGGUACUGGAGAGCACCAGCCGGGCCAACUUUCACCGCAGCAUGCCGCAGACGGCGGCCGCUCUGCAGGCGCUCACUGGAUCGGUCUUCUACCUGAAGGGCCUGACGAGGAUCGGCGACAACACACUGGAGAAUAUGCUGCCCUUUACCACCGGGCUUCGAGUCAGCGACCUGGGCAAGGACAAGGCCAAGGACCACAAGGUCAAGGCGAUCGACCUGAACCGGCUGCCGAUGCUGUGGGCGGCCUUCGAGGCGGCCGGCUACGCCACCGCCUUCCUCGACGACAAUCCCCCGGCGCGGUCGAUGCUCAGCUGGGGCCCGGGCAGCGGCGGCUUCGCCCGUCCGCCCACCACCUUCUUCGCGCAGCCCUUCUGGACGGUGGCCAACAAGGGCGCGGACCUGNUAGAGGAGGAGGAGGAGGCCUCGCAGCAGCAGGUGGUGCCCUUCUUCGCCCUCUCGAUGCUCAUCCGAACGCUGCACAAUGGCUGGUUCAAUGCCCAACGCGUGGACGCCGUCUACGCGGACUUUCUCCGCCGCCUCGGGCCCAGCCUCCUGGCGGAAGCGGUGCUGGUGAUGAUGGGCGACCACGGGGACCGCUACUCGCCGGAAAGUUCCCUGCUGGAGAGCGGCCAGGUGGAGGGCAAUCUGCCGCUGAUGGCGAUCCGCCUGCCGCCGAGGCUGCUCCGGCGGCGGCCGGAGUGGGGCGACGCGCUGCUCCGUAAUCGGCGCCGGCUGACGAGUAAUCUCGAUGUGCACAGGACGCUGCUGGAGAUGCUGAGGGCGGAAAUGGAGGGAGAAAAAGAAGUAACCCCUUCUACGAACAGCCGCCACUCCACCACUCCUACCACCUACUCGCUGGUCAGCGAGGAGGUGCCGCUAAAUCGAAGCUGCGAGGAGGCCGGCAUACCCGAGCUCUUCUGCGUCUGUCGG